Manihot esculenta (cassava) is the source of this 4562-nucleotide messenger RNA. RefSeq names its product protein STICHEL. Gene Ontology annotation, cellular component: DNA replication factor C complex; DNA polymerase III complex; nucleus. The transcript is spliced from 6 exons. The coding region runs from base 471 to 4325 and encodes 1284 amino acids. Gene Ontology annotation, biological process: DNA repair; DNA-templated DNA replication. Gene Ontology annotation, molecular function: DNA-directed DNA polymerase activity; DNA binding; ATP binding. The record is from RefSeq and is a predicted model, not a curated record. Lineage: Eukaryota; Viridiplantae; Streptophyta; Magnoliopsida; Malpighiales; Euphorbiaceae.
GGGGCGCCAAAUGAAACCCUAAUAAAGAGAGAGAGAGAGAGAGAGAGGGAGAGGGAGAGAGGGGAAAAGGGGAAAAAAAUCACAGAUUCAAGUAUAUCCUAAUUCAUGUAGUUUCUUUCUUUAAUCCAGCCCCACCUUCUGUUCAAGUAAUCAACACACCCAAACUUCUGUCAGAUCUGCCUUUCUCCAUCAACACUAUCAAAAGCACCAUUGAUUCUCCAUUAUCAUCAUCACCACCACCAUUAAUGCUUCUGUUCAAUUAUUAUUUAUUGUUCAUAUAAAAGAAGAAUUUUUUUCUUGUGUGUUUAGUUGUGUGAUCAAAUGAAAUGGGAAUGUGGUUGGUGCUGUAAAUGGGUUUCUUGUUUUUUCUGUGGAGUUUUCACUUUCAAUGUGUAAUCUUGAUCAGGUAGUAUUUGUAGUGAGCAUUUGUUAAGGUUUGCUGCAGAACAAGAAAGAAAUAUAGAGGAAAGAUGUCAGAAAUGAGAGUUUCUGAUCCAAGUAGACUUCAUUUGAAGAAGGAGCUUACUCAAAUCAGAAAGGCAGCUCGAGUUUUGCGCGAUCCAGGAACUACUUCUUCAUGGAAGUCGCCUCUUAGUUCGUCUAGAUCUGCUGCAGCUGCAACUCUAGCGGCUGUUGCUGCUGCUUCUACUUCUGCUUCUGCUUCUGCUUGGAAGCAUUUUGAGAAUGAGAAUGUAAUCUCCAAUGGGAGCAAUUCCCAUUUGGAUAACCAAUUCAGGAAUAAUGGGAAAGAAAAGAGAGUGUUUCUGUACAAUUGGAAGACUCAGAAAUCUUCCAGCGAGAAAAGUGCAGUGGCAAGAAAUGAUGCUGAUGAAGAUUAUGAGUCUCGUUCGAUUCAAGAGAGCCUUGACGAUAGCUUGAGCGAUGCAAGGAAUGCUGCAGAUUCCAAGAGCGAUGGUUACUUGGGCGAAAGCAGGUCUGCUUCAACGAUUUUCAGGUGUAGAGAUGCGAAUCUUGUAUCGCCGUCAAUGAGAAGAAUAAUGGGGAUCAAGAAAAAGAGUAAGAAAACUAAUACCCAUUUGGAUAUUUUGACAAGAUAUCAACAAAAAGAGAUGAAUUUGAGAAGACUGCUCAAGAGUCAUCCUUCAAUGGCUUUAGGUUUAGGAAGGGACGACUCUGUUGAGCAGUCUGAUGAUACCGAAGAAUAUAAUUCUGAGGAUCCAAGAAAGUUUUCAGGGGCAUCCCCUUUGUUAAUAAAACUUAGGCAUAAGAAUUGGUCAAAUUCUCCAUCUAAAUUUUUGAGAAGUAGCCGAAAAGAGGACUCCUCUUACUGUUAUAGUACACCAGCAUUGUCAACUAGUUCUUAUAAUAGGUACUGUAAUCGGAACCCAAGCACUGUUGGAUCUUGGGAUGCCACCACAACCUCAUUGAAUGAUGGGGACGAUGAGGUGGAUGACCAUUUGGAUUUGCCAGGUCGCCAGGGAUGCGGGAUUCCGUGCUAUUGGACCAAAAGAACGCCAAGACACAGAGGGGUUUGUGGAAGUUGUUGCUCUCCUUCCCUUUCGGAUACUAUUAGGAGGAAAGGGACUAGUAUUCUGAGUGGUAGUCAGUCAAUGUAUAAUAGACGUCGACAUUCAUCAUCAGUUUCCAAUAAGAGAAGAAUUGCUUCCAGAAGUGCCCAAGGACUUCUGCCAUUGCUUACAAAUAGUGAUGGCAGAGGAGGGUCAUCUAUUGGAACUGGUCAUAGUGAUGAUGAACUCUCUACAAACUUUGGGGAGCUUGAUUUGGAGGCCUUGAGUAGAUUGGAUGGGAGGAGAUGGUCUAGUUGUAGGAGUCAAGAUGGGUUAGAGAUUGUAGCUAUAAAUGGAGAUGGGGAAGAGGAAGGUACACCUGAAAAUAUUAGAAGUUUAAGCCAGAAAUACAAGCCGCUCUUCUUUGGUGAAGUGAUUGGACAGAACAUUGUUGUUCAAUCUCUUAUCAAUGCUACUUCCAGGGGAAGGAUUGCCCCAGUUUAUCUUUUCCAGGGUCCGAGAGGGACUGGAAAAACAUCAACAGCCAGGAUUUUUGCCUCCGCUUUAAAUUGUAGUUCUACAGAAGAAACAAAGCCAUGUGGGUAUUGCGCGGAAUGUGCUGAUUCCAUUUCUGGUAAGGCUAGAGAUCUAUGGGAAGUUGAUGGCACCAAUAAGAAGGGUAUUGAUAAAGUUAGACACCUUUUGAAGAAGGUUUCGCAGUGGCCCCCAACAGGCUCUUCUCAUUACAAGGUUUUUCUCAUUGAUGAGUGUCACUUGUUGCCAUCUAAGAUGUGGCUGACGUUUCUCAAAUUUCUUGAAGAACCACCACAGCAUGUUGUGUUUAUAUUCAUAACAACUGAUCCUGAUAAUGUCCCUCGCACUGUACAAUCACGGUGUCAGAAAUACCUAUUUAACAAAAUUAAAGAUGGUGAUAUUGUGGCAAGGUUGAGGAAAAUUUCUAAUGAAGAAAAUCUGGAGGUUGAAUUGGAUGCAUUGGAUUUGAUUGCUCUAAAUGCAGAUGGUUCACUUCGAGAUGCAGAAACUAUGUUAGAUCAAUUGAGUUUGUUGGGGAAGAGGAUAACUACAUCUCUUGUAAAUGAGCUUGUGGGGGUUGUCCCAGAUGAAAAACUGCUGGAACUUUUGGAAUUAUCAAUGUCAUCAGAUACAGCAGAAACAGUGAAAAGGGCUAGGGAUUUAAUGGACUCUGGCGUUGAUCCCAUGGUUUUGAUGUCUCAACUGGCGAGCCUCAUUAUGGACAUCAUUGCUGGAACUUACAAUGUUGCUGAUGCCAAAUAUAAUACUUCAUUCUUUGGUGGACGAAGCUUGACUGAAGCAGAAUUAGAGAGAUUAAAGCAUGCAUUGAAGCUUCUUUCGGAGGCUGAGAAACAGCUAAGGGUUUCAAGUGACCGCUCAACAUGGUUCACAGCAACUCUUUUACAGCUUGGUUCAGUGCCUUCACCAGAUCUUAGUCAGUCAAACAGCAGUAGGAGACAGAGUUCGAGGACAACUGAAGAGGAUCCUUCAAGUGCUUCUAGAGAAGUAACUAUCUACAAGCAGAAAUCGGAUACUCACUAUUUGUCUCGUAGGUCAAGUUCUCCUGCUUCAUUGUACAAAGCAAUAAAUGGAAAUUCCAACCAUCAAGGAGAAUUUGGUUUCAGUUCUAGGCCCCUUCCUAGUCAAUCAAUGGAUAGCUUUACUUCGUCUGCUUCACUUGAUGAUGAACUGGUUGGAAAUAUGCUAUUUAGAGCUAGGAACUCUGAAAAGUUGGAUCAUAUUUGGGAGAAGUGUAUUGCAAAGUGUCACUCAAAUACACUUAGGCAGCUGCUACAUGCUCAUGGAAAGCUUUUCUCCAUAUUAGAAUUUGAAGGUGCUUUGGUUGUUUAUGUUGCAUUUGGAGAUGAAGAUAUUAAAUCCAGAGCUGAAAGGUUUAUGAGCAGUAUCACAAAUUCAAUUGAAAUGGUACUGAGAUGCAAUGUGGAGGUGAGAAUUAUCCUUGCACCAGUUGGUGAGGAUUCUCUGAAUUGUUUGAAUCUAAGUGGGUCACAAGGUCAAAGAGGGGCAGGAGCAACUUCGACAAUUGAGCGGGAAAGAAAAGCAAAUGGCUUGAAACCAGCAAAUGGUUACGCUGACUCAAAACAAGAAUCCCUAAAAUUAUCUAGAGGAAGCUUUAAUGAUUUGGAGGGAAAAAUAAAAGGAGGAUCAGGAGAUUAUUUGAAAUCCUUAACAUUGAUGGAUAGUACCCUUCAAUCUACUGCUCUAUCAACAGAGUUACUGCCUGAAGCCAAUGCUGAAACUGGUGAUUUGAAAGAAAAGAGGCAGGAAUUACCAAUGCAGAGAAUAGAAUCCAUCAUUCGUGAGCAAAGGUUAGAAACUGCCUGGUUACAGGCUGCAGAGAAAGGCACUCCUGGAUCAGUAAGUCGCCUGAAACCUGAGAAGAAUCAAGUGUUGCCCCAAGAGGACAUCUAUCAUCAAAAUAAAAUGGAAUCUGCAAGUUCAAUGGGUAUGUCAUCUCAGCAUUGGGAAGAUGAAUUAAAUCAUGAACUCAAAAUUUUGAAGAUGGAAGAUCAGAGGAUGGUCCAUAAGGACCAAACUGGUAGAAGGGCUGAUUGUUAUCCCAUAUCUCCAAGCUUGUUGCAUGAUAGCAACUUUGUGGGCAAUCCAAUCAAAGAAAGCCUGGGAUACGAAUCAAGUUCAGCAGGUGGAGGUUGCAGUGGUCUUUUCUGUUGGAAUGCCAACAAAGCUCGGAAGCCAAAGGGGAAAGGGACUCCUGUUCGCCCUAGAAGCAGAAGCGGGCGACUUUCAUUGUUUGGGGAGUGUGGCAAGCAUAAGAAAACAGAAAGCAGGAAUAGAAGAUAAAAUGGAUAGAAACAGAUACAAUGCCUGGAUUUUUAGCUACAUUGUUUGUUACUUCACAUAUAUAUAGUUUGUUUCUGUAUUUAUUUUUUUUGGUUUAAGGUAUUUCUCAAGGAAACAGCCACGGGGAAAAUAUUUUAUGUAAAGGUUGCUAUUGGACUUGGCAUUUCUUUCAUCUUCAGCCAUUCUUUAUUGGGUCAAUAAAGUAAAUGUGGGAUAACUUGCAGGACCUCUUCGUAA